AUGGGAGAGUUAAAUCGAACAGCAGUGUCAGAAUUCAUCAUCUUGGGUUUCCCUAGCCUGAAGAAGGUCUACCCUUUUAUGUUCCUGCUUUUCCUACUCAUCUAUAUCUUCACUAUUACCGGGAACAUCAUCAUUUUUAUAACUGUACUUACAAACUACAAACUGCAAAUCCCUAUGUUUUAUCUACUAAAUCAUCUCUCGGGUAUGGAAAUUGUGUAUACUUCAGUCAUUGUCCCCAAAAUGCUGUCCAACUUUGUGGCCAAUAGUGGGCGUAUUUCAUUUAACAACUGUAUGAUUCAGCUGUAUCUCUUCAGUGCCCUAGGGGCAUCUGAGUGUUAUUUACUUACUACCAUGGCAUAUGACAGAUAUCUAGCUAUUUGCAAACCUCUGCAUUAUUCUUCCAAAAUGACCAAUACAACGUCACUCCAAAUGGCCUCUGGGUCUUGGAUUGGUGGGUUCAUUUCUCCAAUCCUUCCUGUUGCAUUAAUAUCAAAGCUUGAUUUUUGUGGUCCUAAUCAAGUGAACUAUUUUUACUGUGAUGCUCAACCUCUUCUCAAACUUGCUUGCAGCAGUACCCAAUUAACAGAGACAGCAAUUUCUAUAUUGGCUAGUGGCCUUAUAUUUAGCUCCUUCCUCCUUACUGUUCUCUCCUAUAUAUUCAUUAUCUCCACUAUUAUCCGUAUCCCCUCAGCCACUCGGAGGAAAAAGGCUUUCUCUACCUGUGCCUCUCACCUAAUUGUCGUCAUGAUUUACUAUGGCACCAUAACUGCCAUGUACAUGCAGCCCAUGUCUAAAUUCUCUUUAGAUAUCAACAAAGUGUUAUCUUUACUAUAUACAGUUGUAACUCCUAUGCUCAACCCUAUUAUAUACAGUUUAAGAAAUAAGGAAAUGAAGGAUUCUCUGAGCAAGGCUUUCAAAAGAAUAAAAAAAGGAAAUGAUGAAGAAUAA
Pseudophryne corroboree (corroboree frog) is the source of this 948-nucleotide messenger RNA. Its product is annotated as olfactory receptor 6N1-like. Gene Ontology annotation, cellular component: membrane. NCBI's taxonomy places the organism in Eukaryota, Metazoa, Chordata, Amphibia, Anura, Myobatrachidae. Gene Ontology annotation, biological process: G protein-coupled receptor signaling pathway. The transcript has a single exon. Bases 1 to 948 code for a protein of 315 amino acids. The record is from RefSeq and is a predicted model, not a curated record. Gene Ontology annotation, molecular function: G protein-coupled receptor activity; olfactory receptor activity.